AUGUCGAUUCCCAUCGCCCCCUUUCCCCCGCCCUCAGAGCACCCCUCGAUCCCCGACAGCGCCUACGAGCUAUGGACACUCUGCCUCACACACCACCUGCAGACGCCCAACCCCACCUUCACCAGCACCUCUCUCACAGACCCCGCCCUCAGCACCUUCCUCAGCACCUACCUCGCACACUCUCCUCCCCCCAGCACACCCGCCCAGCAAUCCCUCAAACGUAAAGUCACCACUCUACUGCACCGCCUCUUCACCCUCCCCUCCCAGAUCGCCCUCCCCCCACCCUACACGACACCCACCUUCCUGCGCUCCCUCUCAACCUCUUUCCCGCGCUCCCGCCUCCUGCGCACAACAUUCGACACCCCGCCCGUCUGGCGCCGCUACGAGACAGCCGUCGAGACCAUGCUGCGCAGCGUCAUCGCCGGAAAGGGUGCUGGCAGCGAAGGCCUCGAGGCCCUGUUCCGCUUUAGUCGACGAGCAGCAGAGACCUUCCUGGCAGGCGACGACUGGGUGGACGUGUGUGUCGACAGCGGGCGUGUGCGUGAGUUCCGGACCGCCGUGCUGGAGGGUGCAGGCUCUGACACGGGGCGCAAGGGCAACUGGAGCCUAGUGACGGAUCGGGUGUAUGUGCUUGUCAGCGCGGCGGAGAACCCGCGUGUUGGCGGGAGCGCGGGGAAGGAGAAGGCGUUUCUCAAGAGCCUUGUGGAGGAGACGAGUUUUGUGAGCGCGCUGCGGAAGGUUUCGCGCGAGACGCCGGAGGAGGGGCGCAUCGAUGCGUUGCUGGUUGCGCUGGAGCGCUUUGGGCGGCCAAGGGUUGUGCGGAGGAAGAUUGUUGUCGAGGGGAGGAGGGAUAAGGGGAAGGGCAAGAUGGUGGGAUUGAGUGAGGAGGAGGAGAUCGAGAUCAUGGGCAAGGUCGCCAUGAUACGGGAGCUGUUUCCGGACUUGGGCAGCGGCUUUCUUCGGCGGUGCUUGGAGGUGUUUAAUGGCGAUGUGGAGCAGGUCACCAGUGCGCUGCUGGAGGAGUCGUUGCCGCAGUCAUUGGUCACAGCGGACCGGUCAGAGGAAUACAUUCCACCAGACAUGGCCCCCACACCCACACCCACCCCGCAGCCAACCAUCAGGCACACCCCCGCGCCCAUCACUCGCCGCAACAAAUACGACAACGACGCCCUCGACACGCUCUCCCCCGCCACACUCCGCAACGUGCACGUCGGGCGCAAGAACGCCUCCCUCACCGCCGACGCCCUCCUCACCACCGACGCCCCCUCCAAGACCUCCAUCCUCUCCGCCCUCGCCGCAAUCUCGCUCGACGACGACGAGCGCGACGACACAUACGACGCCACCGACGUCGGCGGCGCCGUCGACCCCACCAACGACGAGGACCCCGCCCCGCGCCCCGCAGCUGUAGUUGCAGAUAGCAACGAGGAACCUGCCGAGAAGGCGCUGUGGGAGGCCUAUCGUCGUGACGGGGCGGUGUUUGGCCGGGAUGCGGAGACGCGCAGGAGUGCUGGUAGGAGGGCGCUGAAGGGCGAGACGGGGAUGACGGAUGAGGCUAUCGAGGGGUGGAAGGUCAUGCUUGAGCGCGAGCCAAGGAGGCUUAGGAUGUUGGAGCGGCGGUAUGGGGAUGUGGGUGGUAGCGGGCAGACUGUGGUGUUGGAGAGUACGCGGUGGAGUGCGCCGGCGGAGGGGGAGGAGGAUAGUGGCCGCGGGGACCGGGGGAGGGGUGGUCGUAUUAGGGGUGAGAGGGGCGGAAGAGGUGGACGAGGUGGGAGAGGUAGAGGCGGCGGGAAUGUGGCUGGCCCAAGUGGAGACAAGGAGACUAUGCAGGGAAGGGCCAAGAAGGAGGCAAGCAAAGGGAGCAGAGCUAACCAUAAUAGGAGAGACCAGAGGGCGAAGAAGUUGGCGAGGGGUGGCGCAUUCCCACCGCCGGCUUAG
This is a messenger RNA of Morchella sextelata, 1935 nucleotides long. RefSeq lists its product as uncharacterized. The record is from RefSeq and is a predicted model, not a curated record. Gene Ontology annotation, molecular function: ubiquitin binding. Lineage: Eukaryota; Fungi; Ascomycota; Pezizomycetes; Pezizales; Morchellaceae. The transcript is spliced from 2 exons. The coding region runs from base 1 to 1935 and encodes 644 amino acids.